This is a messenger RNA of Knipowitschia caucasica, 717 nucleotides long. The record is from the annotation of a GenBank genome assembly. NCBI's taxonomy places the organism in Eukaryota, Metazoa, Chordata, Actinopteri, Gobiiformes, Gobiidae.
AUGUCGUUGGGAUCACAGCCCGCGGUGUCAUCACUCACCCCCGGCAGACCCACAGACAGCGGCUCACAUGGUCCAGACUCAACAGAGCAGUACAACAGCCUCUUCCAGACGUGCUUCAAGCUCAAGGCAGACUCUGGGCAGGCCGUGUUCUUGAUGCAGUCUGACAGUAGUCACACUCGGGCUGUGAACUGCUGCACAUCUGUAGCGGUCUGUGUCACUGGUCUGAAGGCGUCUGGACCAUUGAGGGUCGAGGGUUACAGCAGAUCAAACCCCGCUGUCGCCUCAGAAUGUGUGAAUGUAGAAGAAUGGGACAAAAGUAGUCAAUGGAGACGGUUGAGAUGUAGAGAAGGAGACUUCCCCGCGGACGAGAGGUCAACAUCAGAGGUCGGGGGUCACGAGCACAGAUGGCUGCUCCGGCCCGGGGCAGAUGCCGCGCUCUGCCACCGGUCCAAAGAAAUCCACGGCGGAGCAUUAAAACAUCAUAUUUCAGACAAAUACAUAAGUCUGUCCGGCCGCAUUCCUCAUCGAUUCUCCGUCUGCUCCAGACAGAUUGGAAUCAAAAUGGAGUCGUGUCAGAGACGGCGGCGAAGCCAAACGGCAGCAAAGCCAAACGGCGGCAAAGCCAAACGGCGGCAAAGCCAAACGGCGGCAAAGCCAAACGGCGGCAAAGCCAAACGGCGCAGGUGUCAGACCCGAAGCCCGUCACAGUAUCAUUAG